Puntigrus tetrazona (Sumatra barb) is the source of this 1003-nucleotide messenger RNA. It is a transcript of the gene crx, whose product is annotated as cone-rod homeobox. The record is from RefSeq and is a predicted model, not a curated record. The transcript is spliced from 3 exons. Gene Ontology annotation, cellular component: nucleus. Gene Ontology annotation, molecular function: RNA polymerase II cis-regulatory region sequence-specific DNA binding; DNA-binding transcription factor activity, RNA polymerase II-specific. Gene Ontology annotation, biological process: regulation of transcription by RNA polymerase II; multicellular organism development. Lineage: Eukaryota; Metazoa; Chordata; Actinopteri; Cypriniformes; Cyprinidae.
AUGAUGUCCUACAUAAAGCAGCCCCAUUAUGCUGUGAACGGGUUAACGCUGUCCGCCUCAGGAAUGGACCUGCUCCACACCGCCGUCGGCUACCCAGCCACUCCAAGGAAGCAGCGACGGGAGCGCACUACCUUUACACGGACCCAGCUGGACAUUUUAGAAGCCCUGUUCACCAAAACACGCUACCCAGACAUAUUCAUGAGAGAAGAAGUGGCUCUGAAAAUCAACCUUCCCGAGUCCAGAGUUCAGGUUUGGUUCAAGAACCGUCGCGCUAAAUGCCGCCAACAGCAGCAGCAGACCAGCGGUCAGCCCAAGCCCCGUCCCCCUUAAAAGAAGUCCUCUCCACCCCCUGAGCUGACCUCUGACCCUGGUGCCAGCUCCUCUGUGGUGGCUGCCCCCGCCCCAGCCGUGCCCCCUAGUGCCAGCGCAGGCACAGCACCAGUUUCUGUGUGGAGUCCCACCUCUCUAUCCCCCCUUCCUGACCCAUUGUGUGGCUCCGGCACACCCUGCGUGCAGCGCCCUGCUCCCUAUCCUAUGAGCUACGGUCAGCCCUCCACCUAUAGCCAGGGCUACAGCUCCUCUCCUUACUUCAGUGGAUUGGAUUGCAGCCCGUACCUUUCUCCCAUGACCAGUCAGCUGUCCGCAAGUGGGGGCGCUCUCUCUCCCCUCACCGUGCCCUCCAUGGGCGGCUCGCUCAGCCAGUCACCUUCUCUCUCCUCCCAAGGAUACAGCACCUCCUCGCUGGGUUUCAGUUCCGUGGACUGCCUGGACUACAAGGACCAGCAGGCUUGGAAGCUCAACUUCAGCACAGUUGACUGCCUCGACCAUAAAUUCCAGGUGCUGUAGAAGAGAAAGUGGGCGAGUGAAGAAAAAGAACAGGAGGGAAGGAGAAGGAGGAGAAGACGGAUGAAGAGUAAACGAAACAAAACUGUUGCUUGAAAUGCCGGAGACAUUUAGAUGAUGAACAGGACUGAAUCAGCAGGAUUCAAGUGAUCUCAGAGGU